This is a messenger RNA of Pocillopora damicornis (cauliflower coral), 2164 nucleotides long. Its product is annotated as hydroxylysine kinase. Gene Ontology annotation, molecular function: amino acid kinase activity. The record is from RefSeq and is a predicted model, not a curated record. NCBI's taxonomy places the organism in Eukaryota, Metazoa, Cnidaria, Anthozoa, Scleractinia, Pocilloporidae.
CAUUUCUUCCUGUCCUGAGAACGAGUUUGGAUCUUGCGUGACCUCUGUUUCUGUGAGAAGACUCAGGACCCCUGUGGCCAUUUAAAUAUGUCACGCAAAAAUCUGCAGCCACAAGUUCAGCUUAUUGGCGUCACAUGCAAAGCUACAGCAUGCUGAAAAUCUGAAAUCUGGAGAUGUUUUAUUAGAUUUGACCAAGUUCUGUUAUCAUGCUGAAGCGCUUUAUGCUGAUGUAUAUCCUAAAUUGUACAAAAGCAAUGUUGGAGAAAACUAAACGUAAAACGACACCAACAGUAACACUGAAGGGACGAAUCAAGUGAUAGGUGGUUGAAGAAUUCACAUGAUAUACAUCCCAUCUUUAAAGGCAGACGUAGCAAACUAUACGAGUGAUCGAGGUGCCCUCCAAUUGUAAAUCAAAAUGAAAAGGAUUGGAAGGUCAAACUGACCGAUCAGGGGUCCCCUGAGCGUAAGCGUUCUCGUUCUUUUAGGGCGCGAAUACAUGGCCUGCUGUCAGUGGAUCAAAGUCCGUUGAUGUUGUUGUUGUUUUCAUUAUUCCUUGUUCUUCCGUUCUGUUUGAUUUCCCACCGGAGUUACCCGGUUUUAAGAACCCUGGGGCAUCUUUCUCGGGAGACCAUUGAAUGCAAAUAAUGUAACCAUUAGUUUGAAAUUCAACCUCUUUCCCAUGGUCUUUUGUCACUCGCUCUUAUAAAAGAAAGAGAUGGGAUCCUGGGAACAAGGUUGUCUGAGAACUUGGACAAUGUCGGACGAAAGUAAAGUAAACGAAGGGCAAUUGACCCUGAUACGUCCAGUAGUCGACAUGGAUGAGGCAGUUCGUCUAGCUUGUACACUGUAUGGCCUAAAAUUAUCAGAUAUCUGUCAUGUCAAGGAAUUUGAAGGUUAUGAUGAUCGAAAUUUUUACUUGAAAGGAACGCUUCCACAUCACGUAGAUUUUGCACAUGACCGGCUUAGACAGAAUGGAGAUGAAUUCGUUUUGAAGAUUCUAAACCACGUGGAUUCCCAAGACAUUGUUUAUGUGCAAGGGCAGAACGAAGCUUUGUUAUUCCUAAAAGAAAUGGGAUUUAACUGCCCUGCUCCGAUUAAAGCUUUAAAUGGUGAAUAUGCUGUCACUUGCGCAAUUAAGUGCGGGAAUGCAGAGACAAGCGAUGGCAACAAACAGCUUGAGCGAAUUCAUGUCGUUCGACUUCUUAGCUUCGUUCCAGGGAAGCUUCUCGUGGAUGUUCCUUACAAGGCUGAACUUCUCUUCUCUCUGGGUUGCUAUACCGCCAAGAUGGAUAAAGUACUACAGGAAUUUAACCAUCCUGGUGUCAGUUCUUUAGCCAAGAAGGAGUGGGAUUUGUCCCAGAUACACACUAUUAAAAGUUACAUUCCUAGUGUAACUCAAGAUGACAGAGAACAAAAAAUGUUAACUCUCAUUUAUAACAAGUUUACAAAUGAUGUUCUUCCACAGCUCAAGAAUUUCUCAAAACAAGUAAUCCAUGGUGAUCUUAAUUUUGAGAACAUACUCGUUGAGCCAAAUCAGUGUGGGGAGGAGUAUGAAGUAGUCAGCGUCAUAGAUUUUGGAGACAUGAGUGUCUCUUAUAGGUUGUUUGAUGUUGCUAUCAGUAUGAUGUACAUAAUUCUGCUUGGAGUACGACAAGGGCACUCACACAAUGAGGCUAUACAGAUGACUGGUCAUGUUCUCUGUGGCUAUCAAAGUAUUUGGAGCUUGACUCAGUCAGAGCUUGGGCUUUUGUACUGGUCAGUGGCUGCCAGAUUCUUCCAAUCCUUUAUAAAUGGAGUGUACAAACAGUCCUUGGAACCUGAGAAUCCCCAUUUGUCAGAUGAUUGUGAGUUAAUAAUGGGUAUUCUUCAAUCCUAUACAACCUUGACAGGAGAAGAGGUUUUGAAUUUGUGGUUAUCACUUGCCUAAUCAUGCAAAUUCAAGCCCUGACUUGAAAAUGCCAGAAAGAAACAAACAUACGCAGCUAGGUGUUAUUUGCACAGUGCCUCAUAUAUCUACUGUGGGUAAUCAAUUGGUAAAAGAUCCUUCUACCAUCACUAUCUCUCAGAUAAUCUAAGUGAAAUGUAAGGUUUAUAUUUGUAUAGUUUUCUACAGUAUGGGAUAAGUUUGGUGUUGUUUGGUAAAGUUCACUGUAGUUUGGUGAAC